Messenger RNA from Cuscuta campestris, 3676 nucleotides. The record is from the annotation of a GenBank genome assembly. Lineage: Eukaryota; Viridiplantae; Streptophyta; Magnoliopsida; Solanales; Convolvulaceae.
UUCUCAAUAUUGGAAUCAUUUUAACGUACCAAAUUAGGAGAGCAGCACAGGAUGAGCUGCGGAGAAGGAAAAGUCUCACUGCGCGUUGGAUUAGUCAAUAACUGCCCCAAAUUUGUCAACAAGAGACCAUUUCUCUAACCCUCAAUUUCGGAAUCAGUCGUUCAUAAUCUCUCCCCAAUCUCUGGAUUAGGUUUCCUACUGUUUGAGAUUUUGAUCAGACCAAGUACUUUCAGGUCGGGUCUUUGGUCAAAAAUAUGUCAGCAAGCAAUACAUCUUCUAGAGCAUGGGGUGGGGGAGUCUAUACAAGAGACGCCUAAAAGUUUGCACUUUAGCUAUUGUUAUCUACCUGGAUUAUAAGGCUUUACAACAGAGGGAAAAGUGGACAAAGAAGCCGAAGAUAGAUGCUCUUUGGAAAAAAGCUCAUGAGCGGAAUGCAAAACGGGUUCUCUAUUUGAUGAUAGAGUUAGAAGGUCUAUGGGUGAAACUAGGACAAUACCUAUCCACGCGUGCUGAUGUACUUCCAGAAGCCUAUAUAAACUUGUUAAAACAAUUACAGGACUCUCUUCCACCUCGCCCUUUAGAAGAGGUUUACCAAACUAUAGAAAAAGAGCUGGGAAAAUCCACGGCCGAUCUAUUCUUGUAUUUUGAUGAAGUUCCUCUGGCAACAGCAUCAAUAGCACAAGUUCAUCGUGCAACUUUGCGUGAUGGGCAGGAAGCUGUUGUUAAGGUUCAGCAUGAUGGCGUAAAGAUAGUAAUCUUGGAGGAUCUGAAAAAUGCUAAAUCAAUAGCAGAUUGGAUAGCUUGGGCAGAACCACAAUAUAACUUUAAUCCUAUGAUAGAUGAAUGGUGCAAAGAAGUACCCAAGGAACUAGACUUUAAUCAUGAGGCAGAAAAUACUCGUAAGGUCUCAAGUAACCUAGGCUGCAGAAAGAAUUCUAAAGCUUCCAAUUUAGUUGAUGUAUUAAUUCCUGAAGUUAUUCAGUCUACAGAAAAGGUCCUCAUACUAGAGUACAUGGAUGGCAUUCGUUUAAAUGAUUCCGAAGCGCUUCAGGCUUUGGGUGUUGAUAAACAAAAACUCGUUGAAGGAAUUACACGUGCAUAUGCACAUCAAAUUUACGUGGACGGAUUCUUCAAUGGUGACCCACAUCCUGGCAAUUUUCUUGUGAGCAAGAAACCUCCGCAUUCCCCCAUUUUGCUUGAUUUUGGGCUCACAAAGUUGCUGCCAAACUCUACAAAACAAGCUCUUGCAAAAAUGUUCUUGGCUUCAGCUGAGGGAGAUCAUGUGGCACUAUUGUCUGCUUUCUCAGAAAUGGGACUUACAUUCCGCCUUGACAUUCCAGAGCAGGCUAUGGAGAUAACAAAUAUGUUCUUUCGUUCUUCAACUCCUGCAGCCGAAGCUGUCGAAACCAUGAAAUCAAUGGCUGAGCAAAGGGAAAAAAAUCUCAAGGUUCUCCAAGAAAAGACAAAACUAAGCAAAAAAGAAGUGAAGCGAUUUAAUCCUGUCAAUGCAUUUCCUGGUGAUAUAGUGAUAUUUGGCAGGGUCCUUAAUCUGCUUCGAGGCUUAUCAGCGACAUUGAAUGUGCGCAUAAUUUAUAUUGACAUAAUGAGACCAUUUGCUGAAUCUGUAUUGAAAUGCAACUUAAAUAAAGGGCCCGUGGCAAAUCCACAAUGGAUUUAUGACACCCCUAUCCUCUCUGAUGUUGAGGCCAAACUGCGGCUGCUCUUAGUUGAACUCGGAACUGCUGACAAAAUACUUGGGAUUCAGGUUUGUGCCUACAAAGAUGGAAACGUGAUCAUCGAUACUUCUGCUGGUGUGCUUGGAAGAUAUGAUCCACGACCAGUUCAACCUGAUAGCUUAUUUUCUGUUUUUUCAGUAACAAAGGGAAUCACAGCAGGAAUGCUGCAUUGGCUUGUUGAUAAAGGAAAACUAAGGAUUGAUGAGAAUGUAGCAAACAUUUGGCCAGAAUUUGGAUCCAAUGGGAAAGAUCAAAUAAAGGUUCACCAUGUGCUUAACCAUACAUCUGGUUUGCAUAAUGCCCUUGCUGACCUGGCUCGAGAAAACCCACUAUUUAUGAGCGAUUGGGACGAAUCUUUGAACCGCAUUGCCAUGACUACCCCAGAGACUGAACCUGGUCAGAAGCAGCUUUACCAUUAUUUAUCUUUUGGCUGGUUAUGUGGUGGGAUAAUUGAGCGGGCUUCUGGAAAACGAUUUCAACAAGUUCUUGAAGAAGCGUUUAUUCACCCUCUUAAACUUGAAGGGGAGCUUUAUAUCGGAGUUCCUCCAGGUGUAGAGUCAAGACUGGCUACGCUUACUUUGGAUACAGAUGAUGUGAGUCGACUUUCGGAAACAAUCACCCGUCCGGACCUACCCUCAACCUUCCAACCACAAAACAUUGCUCAAACUGCGUCCGCACUUCCUGUCAUAUUCAACACACUCAACAUUCGACGUGCCAUCAUACCCUCUGUCAAUGGACAUUGCUCGGCCCGUGCACUUGCCCGCUACUACGCGGCGCUUGUUGAUGGAGGCAAGAUCCCACCAUUGCCACCAUCGUCUUCCUCUACCCAACCACUAGGGACCCACCCUCACACCCCGAAGCUCUCUCCCCCAAAGAAGACUCCCAAGAAAAUGUUGGGUAGGUCAUGCUGGAAAGCUGUGGCGGGUCCCAGUAGCUUGGAUAGCAGAAAUGGUAGUGCCAACCAUGAGUACACAUUGGUUGUCAAUGGUGAUAGUUCUCCAAGUGAUGACUAUAAUGAUGGGAAGCUUUUCAACAACCCGAGCAUCCACGAAGCAUUCUUGGGCAUCGGGGAAUUUGAUAACCUGGUCCAUCCAAACGGGCAGUUUGGGCUCGGUUUCAAAAGGAUAGUCUCAAAGGAUGGAGGAGGCAUUGUUGGCUUUGGUCAUUCGGGCAUUGGUGGAUCAAUGGGCUUUUGCGACAUCAAGAACAGGUUCGCUAUUGCAAUCACACUAAACAAGUUGUCAUUUGGUGCAGUGACUUCAAGAAUAAUUGAGUUGGUUUGCUCUGAACUUAAUAUUCCAGUGCCAGAUGAUAUCUCCAGCAGACUGGAGAUGGAGAUAUCAUCUAUGAGUUUAGCACAACCAAUUAUAAACUGAUAUACAUGUAUAUGCAGGGAAGAGAUCGUUUGACAGCCACUUUGGGUGUCAUACUAUGACACUGGCCAUUUGAGAGCCCUACGGUGCUCUGUUAGACUCCAAACUGGGUCCUACCCUCCUAACCCCCACCCCCACAAAAUGCCCAGCCGACCCCCAACCCCAACACAGUAACAUUUUGGCUAUCCAAUGGGGAUGGGGGCAUGAAUCAGUUGUGGGGGUGGGGGGGGGGGGUGGGGGUGUGGAAGGGGGCAUAUGACCCACUUUGAGGUCUGAGGGAGGAUCGUAGCGUCCCGAGGUCAUAUUAUGACACCCAAAAUCGUGUCAAAAGACUAGUGGGAGUAUAUGUAUAAAAGUAUACAAGUGUAUAAUAAAGCUCAAACUCUUUUUAUUCACAAUAUACUCCGUACUACUUUUGAAUUGUUGGAAAUAUGGACAUAAAUGACUUACAAAUGAAAAUGUUGUCAUAGUUAAUACUCCAAUUAAAGUACUCCAACUCUUGUAAUUUUAGGACAAUUAUAAUUUAUAAACAAGGUAUUCAUUUACCAAUAAGGUUCUUAUGCAUAG